This is a messenger RNA of Grammomys surdaster, 769 nucleotides long. Its product is annotated as histone H1.4. Gene Ontology annotation, biological process: nucleosome assembly. The record is from RefSeq and is a predicted model, not a curated record. Lineage: Eukaryota; Metazoa; Chordata; Mammalia; Rodentia; Muridae. Gene Ontology annotation, cellular component: nucleosome. Bases 58 to 717 code for a protein of 219 amino acids. The transcript has a single exon. Gene Ontology annotation, molecular function: structural constituent of chromatin; DNA binding.
UCCCGGCCAGUGCCUCUGCUUCCGGCUCGAGUUCUCUCUCCUCACACACGCUUCACCAUGUCCGAGACUGCGCCUGCUGCGCCCGCCGCACCGGCCCCCGCCGAGAAGACACCCGUAAAGAAGAAGGCCCGUAAGGCCGCUGGUGGCGCGAAGCGCAAAGCGUCCGGACCCCCGGUGUCCGAGCUGAUCACCAAGGCUGUGGCCGCCUCCAAGGAGCGCAACGGCGUGUCCCUGGCUGCGCUCAAGAAGGCGCUGGCGGCCGUGGGAUACGAUGUGGAGAAGAACAACAGCCGCAUUAAGCUCGGUUUGAAGAGCUUGGUGAGCAAAGGUAUCCUGGUGCAGACCAAGGGUACCGGCGCCUCCGGCUCCUUCAAACUCAACAAGAAGGCGGCUUCCGGUGAGGCUAAGCCCAAAGCCAAGCGGGCAGGCGGGGCCAAGGCUAAGAAGCCUGCGGGCGCAGCCAAGAAGCCCAAGAAGGCUGCGGGAGCAGCCACCCCCAAGAAGAGCACCAAGAAGACUCCAAAGAAAGCAAAGAAGCCAGCUGCAGCUGCAGGAGCCAAAAAAGCUAAGAGCCCGAAGAAGGCAAAAGCAGCUAAGGCUAAGAAGGCGCCCAAGAGCCCUGCCAAGGCGAAAGCGGUAAAGCCCAAAGCGGCCAAACCAAAAGCCUCAAAGCCUAAGGCAGCUAAGCCAAAGAAAACCGCAGCCAAGAAAAAGUAAAUUUUCUUUGGCCAACUACUUAGCCCAACAACCCAAAGGCUCUUUUCAGAGC